GGACCAUAACAGAAGAAGAAAAACGCAUGUCAGAGAUUGCAACAAGAUUACAAUCCACCGUUACCGAAACGGAAAUACGAGGUUGCAGUGAUAGACCUAACAUAUGUGGCAAGGAAGCCGCCUGCCGCAGUUUCGAAAAUAACACUUCCAAAUGUGUUUGUCCGCAUGAUUUGUCCUCCCCAACUUCUGACCUCAAAUGCCCUAAUCGACUUACUGUAUCACUGACGCCACGGAUAAUAAACAUCAUAGUACCUUCUAGUGCCAAUUUCACAAAUACCACAACAGCUUUACCUAAAACAGAGCAGGUAAAUCUUCUUUAUAACAUUAAUUAGAACCGAUUCUUUAAAUUCUUAUCAAUUCAGAGACUAUCUG
Molecule: messenger RNA, 372 nt
Organism: Cephus cinctus (wheat stem sawfly)
Lineage: Eukaryota; Metazoa; Arthropoda; Insecta; Hymenoptera; Cephidae
Exons: 2
Coding region: 27-332 (101 amino acids)
Source: RefSeq, a predicted model, not a curated record